Messenger RNA from Paramuricea clavata, 3643 nucleotides. Lineage: Eukaryota; Metazoa; Cnidaria; Anthozoa; Malacalcyonacea; Plexauridae. The record is from the annotation of a GenBank genome assembly.
AUGGACGGAAAAAGAAAGUUUGACAUGAUAGAUGACAACAAUGAUGCUGACUUGUCAGAAGAUGAUAUUACCAUAAUCAAACAAACGUCGACAAAGCUUAUUCCUUCAACCUCAGCAGCAAUAUUGCAUAUAAAAUCACCAGUUUAUACCAUCUAUCGUGAUAGACGUGUUGACUUAGCUUCAAAAGAUGGAAGUUUACCAGAACACUUGGUUCAUGAUAUUGUGCGAGCAACUGUAAGCAACAUGGUAUCUGUGGCCCUUUCUGAACCAUGGAAUCGAUUACCAACUUCUAUGGAAUUAAAGGAGAUUGGAAAAAGUCUGAUUGUAACCUAUCCAUUGUUACGUGAUCCAGUUAGUGGUCAUGUAAGUUUCUCCUGCAUAUUUUUUAUACCACCUUAAAUACCUCAGACAUAUAUAUUCAUCAAUCUCAAGGGCUUGUGAAUAUUUAAAUCUUUUUGCUAGGGUAUAACCCCAAUGUCAGGAGUAUAGAAGGAGUUGUAAGGAUUUUUGUUGCCCAUGGUAGGAAAAUAGGAUUUGAAUUUAGUAUUUACUGUAUAUUGUAAACUUGUUCAAAGGUUUUACUUUUAAAUAUACUACAAGAAUACAACCAAAAUUUUGAUCGCUACUCGUCUAUACAACGUCUAUUUCACUCAGCUUGAAAGAGACUUAGAAAAAAAUUAGUAAUAUUCUGAAGUUUCGUUGGAAAAUGUUGUAAAAUAUCUGAGUCGAACACACUGACACAAAAUCGUAAAAUUAUAAAGCAUUUAGUCUCUAGUACUUUACUUGAGUACAGCUUUAGAAUGAAAAUAACAUCUCAUAGACAGUGUAUAAAAGUGUGUAUUAUAAAUUAGUAAUAGAAACAUCACUCUUUUACCGUGCCAUUUUGUUUCCUGUACCAAUCUUGUACCAAGGGUGUUAUCUCCAGGGUUGACAAACAAACGCACACACAACUCAAUAGCAUAGUGUCUAGCACUUAGCACAGAUACAAAAAUCAUGUUCACCUGAGUACACAGCACUGACAUGAAAACAAAUCAUUUCUAAUGUUUGUUUGGAAUGUUUGUUGUAAAGUUCCAAAGGUUUUUUUUAAAAUUUAUUUACUUUUAUUCUAAACCAAUUAAAGCAUAGCUCUAACAUAUAUUAGGCUUACAGUCAAUUUCAGAUAAGUUUACACCAAAAUGUUGUGAAGUUCGUAAAUUUGUUGCAAAAUUCGGAAGUUCAUAUUGGAAUUCACAAGCCAAUUUGUAAACAAAGUGCUCAAUUGGUUCCUGAAAAAAAGAAGCCAAUUUUUGAUCAAAUGUGUAGUUUACAAGCUGGUUUGUGAUCUCAUUAUGAACUUUUGAACUUCACAACAAAGUUCAGAACAUUUGUGUGUAAAACAUUUUUAGAACCAGGCCUUAAAAUAUCGGUCAGUCACAGAAAUUGUCCGGCCCAUUCGUGAAAUUGUCCGACGUAGAAAGGAAACCAUCGGACAUUCUGUCCGACCAAAGUGAAACUGAGGUUUAUUGUUUGUCCGACCCGAGUGUAUUUGUGUGCGACCGAACUGCAACUUUGUCCGACGUAAAUCAAAAUGUACCUUAGCCCAGGACUAGAGGCUUGUAUGUUAAAUGUAUAAAUGGAAUUGUUGUUUUAACGUAGUCGAGCGCUGGGCGGCGAGCAUAAUGGUGAAGUGGAAAUCGGACUUAAGUUGUUGAAGUCUUUUUUGAUACUGCUGUUCUGGAAAGCAAGUUAAUUUUGGCUUGGAAAUAAGUAUGAAAGAAAUUAUUUAAUAUCUUUACAACAUUUACCGUUUAUUCAUUUGUGUCAUUCAGACUUAUUUCCGAGUCAAAACUGAACUGAAGGUCAUCGGACAUAUGUCCGACCCAAACUCAACGUCACCGGACAUUUUGUCAGACGGCCCUGGAAAAGAUAUUUUAAGACCUGUUAGAACCACUGAGUAUUUUUAUAAAAUACAAAACAACAGUAACUCCAAAAAUUGAUAACAUUUUUAUUUAUCUACGUUUCGACUAUAUUUUAGUCAUCAUCAGGAUAAACUAACUAGAUUAUAUAUCAAAAGCAGUAUUUAUAUGAAGAGAUUAUAGUAAUAUGAUACAUUACGUUGAUUAAUGAAUUAUUAUAUUAGUUAAAUAUGAUUAGUUCUUUAGAAGCUUUAAUUCCAUUGUUCAGUUCAGGUUUCUGUCUUUGAAUAGCGAAUCGCUAUAAUAGAAAAUCGCUAUUCAAAGACAUAAACCUGAACUGAACAAUGGAAUUAAAGCUUCUAAAGAACUAAUCAUAUUUAACUAAUAUAAUAAUUCAUUAAUCAACGUAAUGUAUCAUAUUACUAUAAUCUCUUCAUAUAAAUACUGCUUUUGAUAUAUAAUCUAGUUAGUUUAUCCUGAUGAUGACUAAAAUAUAGUCGAAACAUAGAUAAAUAAAAAUGUUAUCAAUUUUUGGAGUUACCGUUGUUUUGUAUUUUGUGUGUAAAGUUAUCUGAAAUUGACUGUCAGAACGUAAGUAUUUUGAUAUAUGUUAUAGGAACGUUUGUUUAACCGUUUGAAAAAACGAAUGUAUAACAAAAAGCCAGUCGAGAAGAAACAUGGACCAAACAAGAAAAAAGGUUCUGGAAAUAAAAUGUCCAGCUGCAAUGAAAGUAUGGAUGAAGUUGAGACCGAAGAAAAUACUUCUUGUGAAAAUAUGGACACCAGUACCAGUGAAGAAAUUUCUGAAUCUGACACUGGUAAAAAUAACAGUCUUGUCCAGCCUUAUUACCAGCCUACACAGUGCGUGUCUCAAAAUAACGACUGAUAGAGCUCCAGUCAAUUUUAUUUUAGCUUGGUCAAACUGAAACUCUGUGUGAGAUACAAGGUUGCUAACAACAUUCCUGUUUCAAGUUUUAAACACUGAAAAUGUUAACAAUCACAUAACUCACAUUGUAAAUAUAGGCACCAUUAUAAUUAGUAGGGAAUUUUGUAAUGUGACCAACACAAACAAAAAUUUAACUGUAUGUCGAUGGAUAUACAGCAAUGUACUGUACAGUCUUUCUACCUCUGACAAUGUUUCAGCACAUACUGUAUGAUGAGGAGAAAACGGAAUAAGGAUUUCCUGAAAUUCUACUGUCCAGUUAAAUUGGCCAACAAUGUUAAAAAAGUGACUGGUCCUUGACUGUUAAUAACCAGCUGUUGUUUUGAGCCUUGCACUAAGUUGCACUUUGAAAGUGCAUUACCGGUACCUCAAAUCCUGCAUUCAGUUAUAAUGCUAUACAUGUGACAAUAGUUUUAUGUCUGAGGCAGUUCACUUCUGAGAUAUGGACAAGUUUCUUUCUCAACUUGAACUUGUACUUCGUCUUUUUACAAAUUACCUAUAUUAGUUAUCCUGAAAUCCACUUCUUGGUUGGUGACUCAUUGUAUAAUGCGCUCAUGAAUUAAUCAGUAUGUUCUCAAUUAUAGACCCAAAGUCAUUUUGUGGCAGCACUGAUCAGCCUAUCAUGGAUAGGCUCUACAAUUCCCUGUCCAACGAGAUGAAGAAAAAAAAUCCGUCACCAAGUGUAGUAAAUGCCUAUUUGAACCAACAAUUUGAUUCAAGACAGCAGCAGAUCAAGGAUAUGCCAGUGGAAGAGCGAUGCUCAAAAUUGUUAGAGCUAUAUCCUUGCUUCAGGAAUCCAGUAGAG